Molecule: messenger RNA, 18695 nt
Organism: Acanthopagrus latus (yellowfin seabream)
Lineage: Eukaryota; Metazoa; Chordata; Actinopteri; Spariformes; Sparidae
Gene: kmt2d
Product: lysine (K)-specific methyltransferase 2D
Exons: 55
Coding region: 526-15759 (5077 amino acids)
Biological process (GO): positive regulation of transcription by RNA polymerase II
Cellular component (GO): nucleus; MLL3/4 complex
Molecular function (GO): transcription coactivator activity; histone H3K4 methyltransferase activity; histone binding
Source: RefSeq, a predicted model, not a curated record
AAAGUUUGGGGCUGUAAUUUUCGGACGCACCAAUUUGUGUAAACUUGCAGUAGCUUUAACGACCUCGCGAGCGAGAUUCCAUAACAGAGCAGCAGCUAGCUAUCAUUAGGUUAAUAACGUUAGCCUUCGUGCUAAAUCAACAAGCAGGGAGCCAGACGGAUAUGUAGUUUUUGGAUUAACUGUAUAAAGCCGGGGAGCCUUUCUCGGGGCUGCCUGUCGGCUCGUCUCGGUGCUUAAUAGUUCCUCGGCAGCACACGACCACUCGACACAAAGCUCAAGUUGCUGCUUAUCCAUCUAGUUGAAGAGCUAGCUAAGCUAACAGCACCGCACAGCCUGCCUUCCGCCGACGUGCACUUCCCCCACUCUCCCUCCAGCCGGCUAGCCGCAGCGUUAGUCCGGUACAUAAAAUGAAGCGACCAUCAGCAUUUUGGGAAGCUGUGUGGCUGUUUGGAUUUUGCUGAUGUAUGAGGAGACGAUAUUGUUUUUGUGAGAUCUCUGUCAAGGAGGUCAAAAUCAGCACGGGGGAUGGACGAGCAGAAAUCAAACUGCGAAGAGAAUGACUCUGAACCAACAGCUGAUGACAAUGCCCCUUCAAAGCAGCUUGUCUCCUCUGAGGAGGAGUCCAAAGCCCUUCCUGCUGCCGAGGAUGUGUCCGGUGCUUCCAGCGCACCUGAAGAGAGUGUUCGGGCCUGUGUGCUCUGUAACUGUGUGGAGCGGAGCCUGCACGGACAGCGGGAACUGAGACACUUUGGUCCAUCUUCUGAACGGCUGACCCUCAAGCCAUCAGCUUCUCCACUGCCUCAGCCCGGGAAUGAUGACCUGUCUUCCAUUGGAUUUUCUGAUUCCCCCUGUCUGGCGGCACUCUUUGACGACUCAGGGGGUUGUUGGGUUCAUCACUGGUGUGCGGUGUGGUCGGAGGGAGUGAAGCGGAUGGAGAAUGAGGAGCUGGAGAACGUGGAUAAGGCCGUUAUCUCAGGGACGCAGCGGCUUUGCGAAUACUGCAAAAGGCUGGGUGCAACCAUUCGAUGCCAUGCUGAGGGCUGCUCACGGUUCUACCACUUCCCCUGCUCGGCAGCCAGUGGAUCCUUCCAGUCAAUGAAGCAGUUGAUCCUCCUCUGUCCAGAGCACAUAGAGAAGGCAGAGGAAUUGGCAGGUGAGGAGUCUUGGUGUGCAGUGUGUGACUCGGCGGGGGAGCUCACAGACUUGCUGUUUUGUACGGGUUGUGGCUUACAUUAUCAUGCUGCCUGUCUGGAGAUUGGUGCCACGCCCAUUCAGCGGGCAGGAUGGCAGUGCCCAGAGUGUAAAGUGUGCCAGACUUGCAGACAACCAGGAGAAGACUCCAAAAUGUUGGUAUGUGAUGCCUGUGAUAAGGGCUACCACACCUUCUGUCUCCAGCCAGCCAUGGAUUCUCUUCCCUCUGACCCAUGGAAAUGCAGACGGUGUCGUGUAUGUAUGGAGUGUGGUGUCCGUGGACUGGGGCUGCCAGGUUCGGCCCAGUGGUUUGACAACUACGCUGUGUGUGAGGCCUGCCAGCGUCAACGCAGCUCUACAUGUGGCGUUUGUAGCAAGGCUGCCAACCCAUCUGUCACUCUGCAGUGCUGCAGUAUCUGCCACAGGUGGGUGCACAGUGAAUGUGCUCUACCAGGGGAGCUUUCAGAUGCCAAGUGCAUUUGCUCGCUUUGCAAGGAGCAGCAGCCUGUCACUCAACCACACACAGCAGAAACACAAACCAGAGAGGCAUCUGAGGAGACUGGAGGACAUGUGGAUUUGGUGGAGAUGACAAUCCAAACAGAUGCAGACAUGGAGACAGAAGAGCACACAGACUUAUCAAAGGUGACACCUGGACAGAGAGGCACAUCAGCGAAGGGUCAGGCUGAAUCCAUGACUGACAAAGAGACACCCAUGGACUUGGGGGUGGAGUCUGCACCUGUUGAGACAACAGAUGUUGGCAAGAAGAUCACUGAGAAAGAGCCAAAGGUAGCAACAGAAGAACUAUCUUCUGAGGUGCCUACUGCUCCACUCCAGUCUACAGAAAGUGCAACAACAGAACAGGGGCCCUCUUGUCUACCUGCUGAUGGAGAAAGAGCAGAAGAGGCAGUCAGCCAAGUGACCCAAGCCACUCCUUCUCAGGACCCCAGCGCAAAGACAGAGUCUAACAACUCUAAAGUCGAACCAGCGAUGUCACAGCAGGGCCCUGAAAAUAUGGAGGUGGAGAAAGAAGAAGAAGAGGAGGAGGAGGAGGAGGAAGAUGAGGAGGAGGAGGAGGUGGAGGAGAAGAAGGAGGAGGAGACCACUCCAUCAGUGAAACAAGAAGCAUCAGCAGAGUUAUUAAACAAGGACUCUGAUUGUACACCAGUCACAGAACUUUUCAGUAAGGAUCCACCAAAGUUACCAGCUUCUCCUGCCCUUGUCAACAAAACAGAGCAGAAAAGAAGUCCAUGCCAGGAGCACCGGUCUCCCUCACCUCUUUCUUUAUCAGUAGACACACGGGGAACCCUCUCUGCUGCAGACAUUGAGGGGAGGUUACUACCUCACUCUGAGGAGGAGGAGGAGGAGGAAGACGAGGACGAUGAGCCAAUGAAAGGGGACGAGCACAUUGUCGUUAUAAAGCAGGAAAUGCAUGAGCAGGACAUUAAGCCAGAAUUGCUGCUGGACGAGAUGUCCAAUAUGAGCCAUGGAGAUGAGAGCAGCAGUGGCUUUAUGGGCUCUCCAGGAGAACCCGAUCCUCACAUCUCCAUGGAAUUUGGGCUCGUACCUGCUGGCCGCUCACACCCAGAUGCUCUGCUCAGUGAGACUGAUGACUCGCUUCCCUUCGAACCCCUCAGAAGUGACAGAGAGAAGGUGAAACGUAGAGGAUCCCCAGGCCGUUCACGGGUCAAACAGGGGCGAAGCAAUAGUUUUCCUGCAAAGCGCAGACCUCGAGGAGGCGGUGGAGGGAGAGGGCGUGGUGGGAGGUCACGCCUCAAAGCCAUGGCCUCCUGCAUUGAUGCCUUCUUGCUAAGCAUGACCUCAGACACUGGAAUAAAUAAGGAAGAAGAUGAUGAGGAAGAUGACACCAUGCAGAACACAGUGGUUCUUUUCUCAAACACUGAUAAAUUUGUCCUGCUCCAGGAUAUGUGUGUCGUGUGUGGCAGCUUUGGAAAGGGUGCGGAGGGGCAGUUGUUGGCUUGUGCUCAGUGUGCCCAGUGUUACCAUCCUUACUGUGUGAACAGCAAAAUCACCAAGACGAUGCUCCGUAAGGGCUGGCGCUGUUUGGAAUGUAUUGUGUGUGAGGUGUGCGGAAAAGCUUCGGAUCCCUCCCGUCUGCUGCUGUGUGAUGACUGUGAUGUCAGCUAUCACACCUACUGCUUGGACCCACCCCUGCACAAUGUUCCCAAGGGUGGUUGGAAGUGCAAAUGGUGUGUCUGCUGUGUGCAGUGUGGUUCCAACUCGCCGGGCUUCCACUGUGAGUGGCAGAACAACUACACUCACUGUGGCCCCUGUGCCAGCCUUGUCACUUGUCCAGUGUGCAGAGAGAACUUCAUGGAGGAGGAGCUGUUGCUGCAGUGUCAGUACUGCGAUCGAUGGGUCCAUGCUGUCUGUGAGAGUCUGUACACAGAGGAUGAGGUGGAACAAGCCUCAGAUGAAGGCUUUGCAUGCACAUCUUGCACCCCAUAUGUUCCAAAACCUGUGGUAGUAGAGUCAGCCAUUAUGGCUUCUAUAAAGAUCAAAGAGCCAGAGCCCCAGUUCUACCGGUUGGAGGGAGUGUGGCUGACUGAGUCAGGCAUGUCCCUGCUUCGUAGCAUGUCCAUGUCUCCCCUUCACAAAAGACGACAGCGUCGCUCCCGACUGGGCACCCUGUGUUGUGAAGGAGGUCCUGAUGGAAUGGAUCUGAGGGAGGUUGAAGGAGAUGGGGAGCCCAUGGAAUGUGAACCCAAGAUGGAGAACCCAGGAAGCCCUGACAGAGAAGGUGGUGCUGAGGGUACUGAAGGCAUGGCGGACUGCGAGGGUCUCAAAGCAGGAGCGGAGGAGACAGAGGACAGCAAAAAGAGAAAGCGGAAACCUUACAGGCCUGGAAUUGGAGGCUUCAUGGUGCGACAAAGGAAGUGUCACACACGGUUGAAGAAAGAAUUUUUCGCCCAGCUGGCUGGAGAGACUACAUUAGAUGGUCAGCCAAUAGAGAGAACCAUUGAUGAAGGACCCCAUCCUGACACCGAUAACAUAAUGGAUCCUAAACCAGUGGAGGGUGAGGAGCAGGCCAAGAAACGUCGGGGCCGGAAGAAGAGCAAACUUGAGGACAUGUUCCCAACAUAUCUCCAGGAGGCUUUCUUUGGAAAGACACUAAUAGACCUGAGUAAGAAAGCUGUGAUGAUACCACCAGGGCAGAGGCCAGGUGCAUGCCUUAUCCGGCCUUCAUUACCAGCGCAGACAGGGCUCAAACCUACUGCCCCAGAGGCUGAUGCCAAGGAUCGUCUGAUGAAAGAUAAUUUUCCUCUCAAGCAAGAAGGGGGUGAGGACCCCCAGGCUCAGGGAGAAGGUGCAGGAGUUUCUGCACCAUCCUCAUCGCUGAAGGACCAGGCGUCAGCUGAUCCUCAUGACUCUGAUGCAGAAAAAAGUGAAGGUCUUCCGCAAGGGGUGGAGAGUCAGGACUCUGAGCAGUUCUUCAGGAAGGUUUUGGGAGUGUCAGAUGGUUCCUCUUUAGGGGGCAUGAAGCCCAUCUUGGAGGGCAGUAAGGGAGAACUCAAUCGUAGCACUCUGCCACAGAGAGCUCUCCUUUCAGGGUCCCUGCCCUCGGCUGGAAUGAUGGACGCUUUUCCUGGCCUCUCUCAGUCACCGUUUUUUGAUAUGCGUGACCGAGGAGGGCUGUUCAGUCCGGAUGGGGGUGAGGAGAGCCCCUGGGCAACUCCCUCUACCCCAGCAACCCCCUCCUCUCCACCUACCCCGACGGAGACAGAGGGUGAUGGUCUUUCCUACAAUCAGCGCAGUCUCCAGCGCUGGGAGAAAGAUGAGGAGCUUGGAGAACUCUCAACCAUUUCCCCUGUUCUCUACGCCAAUACCAACUUUCCCACUCUAAAACAGGACUACCCAGACUGGGCUAGUCGCUGUAAGCAAAUCAUGAAGAUCUGGAGGAAGGUGUCAGCAGCAGACAAGGUUCCAUAUCUGCAAAAGGCCAAAGAUAACCGAGCAGCUCAGAGGAUCAACAAGGCACAGAAGCAGGCAGAGAGCCAGGUGUGCAGGCCUAUCAAGACAGAAGGAGGGCGUGUGAAGGGAGAACGGCCCAGUUUACACCUCCAGAUACCUCCACCUUCAGGCUCUGCGUCAGUCUCUUCCCAGCCCAGCUCUGCAGAAAGCCCAUUUCCCUUUCCUCCAGAUUCAGGGUCAUCCUCAGUCUUUUUCUCAGAUGGACCUGUUAAGACCCCUGGGUCAGCUGAAAUCCGGACAGACCCUUUGGCCAAGUUUCCUCCUCAAUCACCUCACUCUCACUCUCACUCCCACCCAACCACUCCCUUCUCCCAUGCUGGGGCCAGCCCAUUGCAGGCCUCUUCCUCAGGUUAUUCCGCUUCUGGCCCGCAGGGUCCUCCUCAGGGACGGCCAGCCAGUCUUGGCCCCUUUGACAUGCAACCAGGAACUCCUGGAACCCCCAGACGGGCUCAGCAGGUUGACCCUUACUUCAGAUCACAGCUGCAGCAGCAACAAGGUCAUCUACCACAAUCACAGCAAGGCUCUCAGGAGUCGUUGGGACAUCCAGAAAGCCCUCAUUCAAGAGGUGCUGGGCUUGGGGAGUCGCCCAUGUUCUCUCCAACCCACAAUACCCACUAUGGAGACCCUUUCAGAAACCAGCAAGGGAUGGGACGGUCAGAUUAUGGCUCAUCUCCAUCACCCUCUGCGGUGGCUUCCUCUCCUGCAAGCACAGGGCAGUACAGGGCUGAUAUGAGUGCACCUUCUCCACGCUCCUCCGCAGUUGGAAGACCUGACCUUUCCCUUGGCUCCCCUGCUGGGAUGCUGGACUCUGGAGAUGGUUUAUUCAAGGCACCUAUGACACCAAGGAUGCACCAAGGGGAGGCACUUCCUCCUGGAGCAUCCCCUAGCCACCACUCUGAUGGCUACAGGCAGUCUCCUUCCCACCCUUUCUCUGAUCCCCACCCUCAGCCACUUCUAACUCCCAGACCGCAGUCAGGCGAUAAUUGUUCUCUUGGACCCCAGAGACACAAUGUGGGUCAACAGGAAGUUUGUCCGAGAGUGCCCUCCAGCCCACAAUCCCAGGGUAGCUCUCAGUCUCCCCACACUCCUGGUGGCCUCUCCAAUGAUGCUUACUCUGUUCACUCGCCUGCUACUCCUCGUUUCCAAUCCCCAGACCCUUGUUCUCAGCCACCUUCAAGGCCACAAUCUAGAGACCCUUUUGCUACUAUCCACAAACCCUCUCGCCCCUCCUCUGUUGCCCCAGAGGGAACUGCAAGUUACAAAAGCUCACCUCAUCCUAAUCAGCCACUUCCACCCCAUCCUAACAACAGCUCUAUGGGAGAUCCUCUUUCUGGUAAUCUGUCAGCACCUCCUACUUUCAGCCGCAGCCCCAGCACAGGAGGCUUCCAGAUGACCCAACAGCAGAGCCAGAUGAUGCAGGGUCAGCUUCAGCCACAGUCACAAAGUCAGCCAUCUGUGGGAGCUGACAACUUUAACUCUAGGGUGCCACCUCCUUCUGGAUCUCAAGAACUACCAGCUAUCCGCCCCCCAGAUGCACCUCAUCAACCAGCUUUGCCAGGCACUCAAGAAAUGUCUGACAUGUCAGCAGUGCAGGACCCUGCUUUAGUGGGCCUUAGCCCUUCUGAGCUGGAGAAGCACAGACAGCGGCAGAGACUGAGGGAAUUCUUAAUCAGACAACAAAUGCAGAGAAAUUCCAUUAGACAAGAGAAGGAGGCUGCUGCUGCUGCUGGAAGUGCAUCCCCUGGCUGGUCCGCAGGAGAGGUGGGAGCCUUUCAACCAGACAAGGGCCACAGAGCGCCACCGCCAUAUCCACAGGAUCGUGUUGCUGCUGCUACUGCUGCUGGAGCUCCGGCUUCUGUGGCAGGGAAGAUCCCCAUGGCAGUAGGAGGCAUGGAGGACAAGCUCAUUCGCCCACCACCUCCAGGAACCCCUUCUAUAAUGGAUCCUAAUGCACUAAGGCCGCAAGGGCCCACCAGACCUCAGGGCAUGUUUUCCCGUCCACCAUUCCCUCCUCAGUGGCAGGGCCAGGCUCCAGGUCCAAGGAGGUUCCCCCAGCCUGGCAUGGAAGCUUUGGGCAUAAGGCACAAUCUCAACCCUGCUGUCAACGUCCAGGGUAUGGAAGGCAUGGGCAACCAGCACACUAUGAUGCCAGGACAUGGAGGAGAGACCAUGCAACCUAUGGGUCAGGGACCCCCACCGCAAUUUAUUGAAUUGAGACACAACUCACAGAGGCUACCCCUACGAGCCCAGUUUAUUCCGCGUGGACCUCAGCCUAGACCACGGCUAUUUGUUCCACAACAAGGAGUGGCGUCACCAUUUGUUGAGCAACAUCCUGUAGCUCAAUCUGGUGCCAUGCAAACAGAGGGGGGGAAUGAAUCACAGCUGGCGUUACAGCAUGGUGGUGUGCCAGUUUUAAUGUCUCAGCAAUCUACAGGCCCAGUAACACAACAGCCUCACCUGCAGCCCCAUGCAGCGACUUCCACUCCAAACAUUGCUAGCACUCAGCAGCAUCAGCUUCCACAGCGAAGUGUUGUCACAGGGCCCCAGUCUGCCACGGUAGAAAGCAGUGAGGAACUGCCAGAACCUGACCUCGAGGGGCUUGGGGAUGCCCCAGGGGAUGGAGGUGUGGAGGAUGAGGAUGAUUUGGCUUUAGACUUGGAUCCUGACAAAGGAGAUGAUGACUUGGGCAACUUGGACAACCUUGAAACCAACGAUCCACAUCUCGACGACUUGCUCAACAGUGAUGAGUUUGACCUGCUGGCAUACACCGACCCUGAGCUGGACCAAGGAGACCCUAAAGAUGUCUUCUCAGACCAGCUGCGGUUGAUGGAGGCAGAAAGCGAAGCACCUUCAUCUUCCUCUGCAUCUGUUUCUAUUAAAGUGGAAGAGAAAGCCAAGGUGGAUCCAGGGCAGGAGUCUCGCACAACAGCCCCUGCCACAGUUCGGGGUUCUUCUACCCAAAUGCCACCCUCUGCUGAAACUGCUGAUAUCUCCAAGGUCAAAUUAGAGGACAGAGGUCUGACCCCUCAGUUGCAGCCUGGACGGACUGUGGUGAAAGAUGAAAUAGGAGAAGCUGUAUCAAUGCUUCUUGGUGGUACCACACCCUCAGCCAAGCCUGCACAACCAGAAAACCAGUCGGCUUCACUAAGUUCUGUUCGACUGGGGGGCCUUCAGUACCCUCUGCCAGGCCAAAGUGAUCCAUUACCUUUUCCUCCAGCUGCUCCACAUUCAGAUAUUGGAGAUGAUCCACUGGAGCUGCCUGAUGUUGGGGGACAACACUCCCCUGCUGUAGAUCUGGCAAAGGUAGAAAGCUCCUUAGAUGGUGAACUGCCUCUUCUAAUACAGGAUCUGUUGGAGCAUGAGAAGAAAGAACAGCAGAAGCAGCAACAGCAGCAACAGCUCAGUUCACUCCACCAAGGAGGCAUGGCUCCUCAUUUUCCUGGCCUCUCAAAUCAACAGCCAAGCCCACAGGCACCUGGGCAAAUAAUGCUGCCACACCACCAUCGUCCACCGCCCCAAGGAAUGAUGGCCCAGCCCGGAAUGGUGCCCCGUGCUCCACACAUGUUGCAACAGCAACAGCAGCAAAGGCUUAUAGGAACUGGAAUGGCACCUCCACCUCACAUGGCCAUGGCCCAGCAACAAGCUAUGAUAAGAAUGGGGCAGCCAGGGAUCCAUACAGGUCUCAGUCAUCCACAGCAGCCACAGCAACCAGUGGUUAAACAGUCACCUCUGGCAAACAAUUUCUUCCCAGAUAAAGAUUUGGACAAAUUUGCAACUGAUGACAUCAUGGAUCCCAUUGCCAAGGCAAAGAUGGUGGCACUAAAGGGUAUCAAGAGAGUACUGGCACAAGAUCCGAUGGUUGUUCCCUCUGGCAUUAACAGGCAACAGGUUUCUCUGCUUGCUCAGCGGCUCGCCUCUGCCCCAGGCACAGAUCAGGGUCAACUUGCAUCUGGACCUCCAAAGGAGGGAGAAACAAGUGAUCCCCCCCAGUCAAGACCUAACCCUCCCCAGUUUGUGCAAGGAAUCAUCAACGAUGCCGAACAGCACCAAUAUGAAGAAUGGCUUCUUCACACCCAGCAGUUACUCCAAAUGCAAUUGAAAUUUUUGGAGGAACAGAUUGGAGUUCAUCGCAAGUCACGGAAGGCACUAUGUGCUAAGCAACGCACAGCUAAGAAGGCAGGCAGGGAGUUUGCAGAGGCAGAUGCAGAGAAACUGAAGUUGGUUACAGAAGAGCAGAGCAAAAUUCAGAAACAACUUGACCAGGUGCGCAAGCAGCAGAAGGAGCACACCAAUCUAAUUGCAGAAUACAGAAGCAAGCAGCAGCAACAUCAGCAAAGCUCUGGCCUUCUUGCCCCAGGCCAUUCUACCCAGGGAGGGGGCCCUCACAUGUUUCAGAAGAUGCCUGGCCAGAUGGUAAUGGGCCAGCAGGGAACACCAGUGAUGGGCCAGCACCCAGGAAUUAUGCCCCAAGGUGGAAUGCCUGUCAGGAUGCCCCAAGGGCAGGCUUUUAUCAGUGGAGCCCAACCCCAGCUUCCUGCAACUCUUGGAGUUGGUGGUGCAAGGGCCCCAGGACCUCCUGGGGCUCCAGCAGGAUUUUUCCCACAGGGACCUGGAAUGCAAGGUGCAGACCCUCGGCUUCUUCAUGAAAGACAGCUUCAACAUAGGAUGCAAUUAGCAAAACUGCAGCAACAACAGCAGCAACAGCAGCAGGUGAUGAUGGGUCAGCAACCAAUGCCACACCCAAAUCAGCAGUCUGGCUUAAUUGCUCAGCCACAGUCUGGUAUGAUGGGGAACCCGAUUAUGGCUCAACAACAAGCAAACACUCAACAGGGAAUGCUAGGCAACCAGGCCAAUCAGCAGGGAAUAGUGCAGGUUCCACAAGGAAUGGUUGGAGGCCAGUCUGUGGCCCCACUGCCACAGAACAUUGCAGGAGGUCAGCCUGUCAACCAUGGUCAAGCCAUGAUGGGAGCUCAACCAGGAAUGAUGGGGAACCAGCCAGUUGCAAUGUCACAGCAACAGAGGCCUCAAAUGAUGAUGGGUCAGCAAGGAAUGGUUGGAUCUCCAGGUCAUCCUGGACUCAGAGGUCCCCAUGUCCAAUUAACUCCACAACAACAGAACAUUCUGGCCCAACGCAUGCUUGCAUCUCAGCAGCAACAGCAACAACAACAGCAGCAGCAGAAUGUUGCAAAGAAUUUGGUCCACCUUCAGCAGCAGCAGAUGACACAGCAAAGACAACCGACACAGUUGAUGACUCAAUCCAGCCAAGAACAAGGAGGGCUCUCCCAGCCCUCUACCCCACAAAUGGGCUCCUCGCCUUCAGCAGGAAGCAGCACACCCCAGCCGCAAGGAGCUACAGAUGGCCAAAACUCGGGCGCCAAAGAGGGUGGGAUCCUUAGCCCUGUUUCAAGAACACCACCACAGCAGAGUGGACCCUCCACUCCCAAUCAGGUCACCCAACUAAGCUCUGCAAAUGAUCAUCAAACUGACUUGGGGCGGCAGCAGUUACAACAGCAGCAGCAUCAAAACCAGGUUUACAUGGCACAGCAGCAACAGUCAAAUUCUCAGCCUGUUCCUGAGCAACAAACAGGUUUGAUCGGACACCAACAGUCUGGUGUGCUUCAGCAACAACAACAACAACUUUCACUAACCCUUCAAAGGCAAGGUCCCCUCGGUGUUGACAAAACCGUGUUGUUGACUCCUAAAGAGGAGGGGAAACCAGGGGAUUUCUUAGCUCAUCAGCAACAGCACCAAACUGUUCAAAAUCCCUUGCAGCAGUCACAAGAUCCCAGCAUUCAGCAACAGAUCACAGUCCAGAACCAUCCUGGCCAGCAACAGCCUGGUGUGAUGGGCCAUAAUCCACAACAGCAAGCUCUCAUGGCCCAACAGCAAAAACAACAAGCCAUGAUGGGCAUGAUAAGAGCCCAGCAGCAAGGGAUGAUGGCACAGAGGCCUGGGCUUCCACCUGGACAGAUCCGCACUCCUAUCAACAUCCAGGCUAUUAUUGCUCAGAAUCCUCAGCUCCGCAAUCUUCCCCCAAACCAGCAGAUACAGCACAUCCAGGCCAUGAUUGCCCAGAGGCAACUCCAGCAGGGACAGAUGCUGCGCAUGUCAAUGGGUCAAGGCCAGCAUGGUCAGUUAAGGCCUCACAUGCCACCAGGACAGGUACCACAGGUUGGGCAGCAGAUGCCAGGAAUGGAAGGCCAACAGAUGCCAUAUGGGGCCGUGGGGAAGCCAGGAGCAGUGGGUACUCAGCAGCAAUCAGGAAUUAUGAGCCAACAACCUGGUGUUGCUCCUCAAAUGCAGCAGGGGACAAUGGUCCCUGGGCAACAACAACCACAAGUAGGGGAGAUGAUGCAUCAUAUGAGAGGUCAGGCCCCAGUUCCACCUUCCCCCAUUGACCAUAGCCGUAUGAUAAGGCCGGCAUCUCCACGUCAGCCAAUCGCCAACUCUCCUGGAGAUCCACAGCGACAAACAUUUAAUCAGGCUAUGGGGAUGCGUCCACCCACUCCCAACCAGAACCAACAAGCACUAAUGGUUGCUGCAGCCGGCCGAAUGCAGGGCUCUCCAUCACAUGCAUAUUCUCCAAGAGGUCCCUUCGGAAUGAGCCCAGCCCAUCCUGCCUCACCGCACUCAUCCCAUGUCUCCUCACCAUCUAUAGCUGACAGGGCUGGAAGAGGGAGUCCAUACAGCCAAGUAAGGGCAUCUCCACUCAGGUCACCAGGAGCCAAGAGUCCACUUGAUUCUCCAGGAUUGAAAUUAGAAACUCAGACAUCAGGCCAUGAGACAUCUCACACAGCCUCCGUUAUCUCCAAUGGUCCGCAGAGAGACAUGAAUGUUCUGCAACAGUCGCAGCAAGUCACAGACAGCAAUGUUCCUCAUGCACUACAUGGCUCAAGAGGAGGGGAUCUAUGCAAGAUGACCCUACAGAACAUCAAACAAGAGCCACGAGAGGUUCAGUGUGAUGGUGUGGCAGAGGCCCAUCCUGGAGCUAUAAAGCGAGAAGCAACAGGAGAGGCGGUUACAUCUGGGAGCAACACCAGCUUAAUUAAUGCUGGAAACAUGGCUGGAGACCCUGGGACUCAGGGUCCUAGAUCUGAGACUGGUCAACAACUACUACAAAAACUCCUGAGAACUAAGAACCUCCAGCUUGGGGCUCAGAGGCCUUCUGAAGGCAUCCACAAUGAGAUCAAUGGCCACAUUAACACAAAACUAGCAAUGUUGGAGCAAAAACUUCAAGGAACACCGCGAAAUAUGGAGGAUUUACAGUCUAUAACAAAAAGGGCUCCUGUACAAAAACCAAAGCGCACUAAUAAGGCGGCUGGAGACCGAGGGCCGAACGCACGGAAAAAGACUAAGAAGGAAGAAGUCGGAAAAAGUGCUGAAGCACUGAUAAAACAACUCAAACAGGGUCUUUCUCUGCUGCCCCUGAUGGAGCCAUCAAUCACUGCCAGUCUGGAUCUUUUUGCACCUUUUGGAAGCAGUCCAGCCAAUGGCAAGGCCCAGCUCAAAGGAUCCUUUGGAAAUGCAGUGUUGGACAACAUCCCAGAUUAUUAUUCUCAGUUACUGACUAAGAGUAACCUCAGCAACCCACCAACACCACCUUCCUCGCUUCCACCUACUCCUCCGCCUUCGGUACAGCACAAGCUGCUGAAUGGAGUGACUCCUGGGGAGGAACUGUCUGAGGGUCAGAAAGACACAGAGCCAGCAGAGGAGCCAAUGGAUUCUGUUACAGAGGAGGUGAAGAGUGUUGACAUUCUAGCAGCUCUUCCCACCCCACCUCAUAACCAGAACGAGGACAUCAGGAUGGAGAGUGAUGAUGAGGAUGCCCCAGAAAGCAUCAUCCCGGCAUCAUCCCCUGAGAGUAAUGUAGGAGAUGAAACACCACGUUUCCCUCACCUACGGGAGCCUAAAGAGGAGGAGACUGAGAGAGCAAUAUCUCCCAUCAUCCCCCUUAUACCUCGCACUGCCAUCCCAGCAUUCCCAGAAAACAAACCCCUUGAAGCAGCUGAUAGCAAGGUUGUUUCUACAUCCAACCAUUGGGACAAGGCCAAAAGCAACGAGGUGUCCGUUACCUUCACUCUGUCCUCUGCUGCAGCUAAGAAACUGAAUCACGUGAUGAUGGCAAUGGCCCAGCUGCUGAACAUCAGGAUGCCAGGUUCUUAUGAGGUGACAUUCCCUCCCAUAAACCCAGACAUGCCUCCAGUUGAUGUGCCUGGGAAAGGACCCGGCCAGUCAGGGGCUCUGUGUACAAAAGACAGUGCUUCACCCAGUCAGGAUGAGUGGCUCAGGCAAUUUGAUGUAUCUCUACCAGGCUGUACAUUGAAGAAACAAGUGGACAUUCUGGCACUUAUUAAACAGGAAUUCCCAGAUAAGGAUGACAAACCUGCCCAGCACUGUUACACAACCAAUGUUAGUGACUUGGAUGUGCGCCAUCUUCCUGCUAUACCAGUGGAGGAAUCUCCACCUCCGUCACCGUCCCCUCCACAACCUCCACCUGCUGCUCCAGGGUCAUUGACAGAAGCUGAACCUUUGCAAAAGUCUGCUCCUCCCUCUCCAUCUCCUACCAGUCCUACCAUUGUCCAGAUCAAGACUGAGCCUAUAGAGGAUCUUGCUCCGCCUACUGAUGCUGCUCCACCAACUGGUGUCUCAGAGGCUGAAGCUGCUGCCCCAGAGCCAGUCACCGAACCAGAAAAUGCCGAUGCUGUCCCAGAUCCUGCUACUCCUCCUCCCCCUGCUCCUACUGAAGAUCAUCUGAGUCCUGCUGCCAAGGAGGAGGACUCAACCACUGAUGUAGCUCAGCCUCUACCUGAAGAUUCUCCCAGCAAUGUGGAGUCCUCCCCUAAGGCUAUCAAGCAGCGCCGGCCUCUCUCCCCUGAUGAGGAGGUGGUGCAUCCCAAAGUGAAAAAAUGGAAGGGGAUUCGCUGGAAGCGUCUUCAAAUUGUCAUCACAAUACGCAAGGGAGGUUCAAAGAAGGAGAGCAGUCGUGAGGUGUCUGAGCUUAUGGAACGCCUGCGCAUUACACUUCGACCAGAAAGGCUGCCUCGGGACAAACGUAAAUGCUGCUUCUGCCAUGAGGAAGGUGAUGGAGCCACAGAUGGGCCUGCCCGGUUGCUCAACAUCGAUGUGGACCUGUGGGUGCACCUGAACUGUGCCUUGUGGUCUACAGAGGUUUAUGAGACACAGGGAGGUGCCCUUAUCAAUGUGGAGGUAGCCCUACGCCGGGGCUUGCGGACUCUUUGUGCAUACUGCCAGAAAACAGGCGCCACCAACAGCUGCAACAGACUGCGUUGCCCAAAUGUCUACCACUUUGCCUGCGCCAUCCGAGCUCGCUGCAUGUUCUUUAAGGACAAGACCAUGCUGUGCACGCAGCAUAAGCUUAAGGGCCCCAGUGAAGAUGAACUCAGCGCAUUUGCUGUGUUAAGGCGCGUCUACAUCGAGCGUGAUGAGGUGAAGCAGAUUGCCAGCAUCUUACAGCGAGGUGACCGUAUCCACCUGUUCCGUGUUGGCGGCCUCAUCUUUCACGCUGUUGGCCAGUUGUUACCUUCCCAGAUGGCAAACUUCCACUCAUCCACUGCCAUCUUCCCUGUUGGCUAUGAGGCCACACGCAUCUACUGGAGUACGCGACUGCCCAACAAGCGCUGCCGCUACCGCUGCCGCAUCAGUGAGGAUGAAAGUCGCCCUGUGUUUGAGGUGCGAGUUCUGGAACAUGGCAUGGAAGAUUUGCAGUUUCGUGACACCACUCCAGAGGGGAUCUGGGACCGGAUUGUUCAGAAGGUGGCUCAACUUAGGGAGGAAUCAUCCAUGUUGAAGCUGUUCACCGAACAUGUCAAGGGAGAGGAAAUGUAUGGCCUCACAAUUCAUGCUGUCAUGCGCAUUACGGAGUCGCUUCCUGGAGUGGAGAACUGCCAGAACUACCAGUUCCGAUAUGGCCGUCACCCUCUGAUGGAGCUCCCUCUGAUGAUCAACCCCACUGGCUCUGCCCGCUCUGAGCCCAAGGUCUCCACGCAAUGCAAGAGGCCUCACACUCUAAAUAGCACCAGCGUGUCAAAGGCCUACCAGAGUACCUUCACUGGAGAGCUCAAUACACCAUACAGCAAGCAGUUUGUCCACUCCAAGUCGUCCCAGUAUCGGCGCCUGAAGACAGAGUGGAAGAACAAUGUGUAUCUGGCACGAUCUCGCAUCCAGGGCCUGGGUCUGUACGCUGCGAAGGAUCUGGAGAAGCACACCAUGGUCAUUGAGUACAUCGGAACCGUCAUACGCAAUGAGGUGGCCAAUCGACGUGAGAAGAUCUAUGAGUCCCAGAACCGUGGGAUCUACAUGUUCCGCAUCAACAAUGAGCAAGUGAUUGAUGCCACUCUGACCGGUGGCCCAGCUCGCUAUGUCAACCACUCCUGUGCCCCAAACUGUGUUGCAGAGGUCGUAACAUUUGACAAAGAAGACAAGAUUAUCAUCAUUUCCAGCCGCAGGAUCCCCAAGGGAGAGGAGCUGACCUACGACUACCAGUUUGAUUUCGAGGACGAUCAGAACAAGAUCCCUUGCCAUUGUGGAGCUUGGAAUUGCCGAAAGUGGAUGAACUAACCCGGAAGAACGAAAAACAAAUGGAGAAUUCCCUUGCUGGUGCCAGAACACUCCUGCGCCAAAGCCUUUGAAUCCGACAUAGCCAGUGCAUAAGCUGUUCUGAAAGACUUGGAGGAAGGCAGGCCUCCGUCACUGAAAGACUAAAAGCGUUGACACCUGUAGCCAAAGGUUUGAAGAGCAUUAAUAAAUAAAAGCAACCGACCACCUCCGUCAACAGCAGCUUGAUGGUGGGACUAACUUCUCAUGUGAAUCACCUUUUCCUCAGCCAAAACCCUUUCCCCCUCCUUGACUGUUCUCAAUAAGCUUACAGUGGCUGGAAAACAAUCCUCAAACAUCUUACCAAAUGAUUCUGACCCUCUGAUAUAUCAAUACUCGUAGUGCAGAGCUCACCUGGAGCUUCGACAAAAAGCCAUUUUUAAAAUACUAAGAAUGAACUAAUGAUGCAUUUUUAUGUUCUAAGUCGGACCUAUUUCCUCUCCCGCCUGACCACACCUCCCUCUCACCUCCAGGAAAAAGGCACUUUCCCAUCAAGUCAUCAAUGAAGACAAAACGGAUAUUUGGCUCGCUAGACAAUCUUGAUGUGGCUCUGUGUAAGAACUACAUAUGAUCGAUGGAGAAAAAAAAGAAAAAAAAAAAAAGAUGUAAGUUAAUAUAAAAAUCUGAGAUGCUAUUGAUCUGUGGCUCCAGAGGCACCAGAUGUUGUGGAGUCCCAAGGUGGGUUAGUUGGACCCAGUCUACCUCAUUGAUUUAGUGGAAAGUGACUGCUUUGUAUAAAAAGAAAAAAGAAAAAACUGCUACUGUGGAACGGGGGUGGGGAAAGGGGGGAAUGUUUUUAUGGGCUUAGCCUUCUCGGACAAGCAGGGAAUCUUAAGCAGCAGGUUUGCUCUAUCUACUCUAUGCUGAUGAUGAUUUACAAUAAUGAGCCAACAUAAUUAUUAUUCAUGAAUUGUUUAUACAGAGGAAAUAUAUGACAGUUUUGAUAAGAUAUUGCAUUAAAAUCACAAUCAAGAAGCUUAGCGGGUGUCGCGUACGCCACCAAAUCAUCCUGGAUAUCGAUGUAGCUUUUUCUUUUGUUCUUUUUUUUUUUUAAUUUAUGCGUUAUCAAAGGCGUGUUAUGAUUAGCUGUGUGAAAGCACAAUAACAUCCAGCUUUUUUCUUUUUUUUUUUUUUAACGUUGCUCAAAGAUGGCGUGAGUAAACGGCUCUAGGAUCAUGACAGGACGCUUUAGUCUUGGAAGAAGACUACGAUGUCCAGAUUUAACCAAGUAUACAUUUUGCUUGCUGCUUCAUACAUUGAAGUUCCACUCGUUGCAAACCAGCUGGUGGAUGCAUGACUACUGUUCUAUGAAAUGCUUUUUAUUCCCCCGGACAACUCGGAUCUUUUCACAACUCAACCUUAAACUUUGAAUCAUGCCUCUUCCUCUCUGUAUGAUUUUAGUGGACUGUUGUUAAACUUUACUGUAGUAAGUCUUCCUCUGCCUGAGUACAGCCUGCAGUGUUUCUACUCCUCCCUCCCUCACCUCCCCUGUAGUGUGCUUUUUCUAGUGCUGGUACUGUCCUCUCGAGGCUGAACUGAUGGCAGGGAAAGACUUAUUGGAUAAAAGGGCAUUUGUUUUCAUUUCUAUGUAAGAUGAAUGAAAAAGUCUUUAAAGGGAGCUUUACUAAAACUCCACCCUCUCAUACUACUUUGUUUUCCUCCUUCCCCCUAACCUAAGACCUCACAUGAUUUUAAAAAUGCAAAGUUGUACAAACUGUAUAUAUAGUAUAUGCAUUAGGGGACAGCAACUCUUUAUCCAGCCCCUUUGUAAUCAAUAAAGUCAAAAAGUGUAGAGAAAUAAAAUUGAGAAAAAAAAAUCAACCACUGGAUAUCAUUUUAACAAAGAUAAAGCUGUAUAUAAAUAUAAAUAUAUGUAAAAUGGCAAACUAAUAUCUUUAUGUAUAUGAACCAGAGUGUUUUGCAUUUACCUGUUUUUCUAUUAGUGUUUUUUGCUAUAAGCUCUCAGAGACAAGUUUGUUAAAAAAAAAUAGGUGUGAGAAAAACGUCCGGUCUUCUCCAAUCAAUGGCGACGGGAAGCCGGUACGAUACGAAAAACCGCUCGGAGGGGUCGUUAAUUAGACGUGAAAAUCACUUCUUGCGUAAAGCAGUACAAUGGUGCAUAGCAUUUGUAUUUAUGUAAUAUUGUUCGUGUUUAUUUUUCUUUUUAUUUAUGCUACUGCUUGUUGAUUACCAAAACCUGUCCCUUAAUCGGUCACAAUUGGAUUAAUAUACUCUUGAAUGGAAAAUCUUGAACUCCCUAGACUAUUGUUAGUGUUUUUUGCUUUUUUAAUAUCUUCCCUAUAGAAGUGAAUGUGUUGGUAAACCUUGUGAAAUGGUUACUUGGCCUAAUGUAUGUUAUGAUGUAAUACUCAAAGUUAAUCCCAUACUUAACCUGGUAAUGAAUUGCACUCUCAUAGUAUAACAGAGAUCUUCUCUAAAAGUGGUAGAUAUUGAUCAAGUAUCCGAAGCAGUGAUAUAUAUAUUUUUUGGUAUGUUUCUAUUUCAAGGGAAGACCAUGACGAGACAUUAUGCCGCUCACUGGAUUUUAGCCUGAAUAAUUUUUAACUUCUUCUCUGAAUAAUUUAAGUUCUCUGCAUAUCUUAUAAUUUAAUAAAGUUUUGCUCAAAAUUGAAGGUUUUUUUUAACCUCACCUACUUUUUAAAAAGAUGUUGCAUCUGUACAGCAGAGAUACUUUUAGGGAAUAUGAAUAAAUAUAAUGAUCAUUUUUAUUGUAUGUGGCAUGUUUUGUAUGGAUAUUAUUUUGAAUUGUACAUAUUUUUUUCAGGACGCCAGAGGUUGCAUCUCUUUAUAUACAGUUUUCCCGCUCCCUUUCCCCUUCAUCUUAUUUCUUUGUCUGCUUUUGUUUCUUGUAAAGGAAAAUAAAAUGCAUUUUAAAUAUG